GCCGGAGCCUCAGCCCCAAGUCCGGGUGUGAGGACCUGACCAGACCCGCUCGGACCUGCAGCGCCCGCCUCCGCCACCCCGCUGCGCCCUCCGCUGCCCGCUGCCGGGUCGGCCGUCCCGCUGAGCUUUUGGGGAGCAAACUGCUCUCCCGCACCCAGAGUCCCAGAUGGCUUCAGUGACCGAUAGUAAAGCCGGGGUCAAAGAUGCCUCCGACCAGAAUUUUGACUACAUGUUUAAACUGCUCAUCAUCGGCAACAGCAGCGUUGGCAAAACCUCCUUCCUCUUCCGCUAUGCUGAUGACACCUUCACCCCAGCCUUCGUCAGCACUGUGGGCAUCGACUUCAAGGUGAAGACAGUCUACCGCAAUGAGAAGCGAGUGAAGCUGCAGAUCUGGGACACAGCGGGGCAGGAGCGGUACCGGACCAUUACCACAGCCUAUUACCGCGGGGCCAUGGGCUUCAUUCUGAUGUAUGAUAUCACCAAUGAGGAGUCUUUCAAUGCUGUGCAAGAUUGGGCUACUCAGAUCAAGACCUACUCCUGGGACAAUGCACAGGUUAUCCUGGUGGGAAACAAGUGUGACAUGGAGGAAGAAAGGGUUGUUCCUGCUGAAAAGGGCCGGCUCCUCGCAGAGCAACUUGGGUUUGACUUCUUUGAAGCCAGUGCCAAGGAGAAUAUCAGUGUGAGGCAGGCCUUCGAGCGCCUGGUGGAUGCCAUUUGCGACAAGAUGUCUGAUUCGCUGGACACGGACCCCUCCGUGCUGGGUGCCUCCAAGAACACCCGUCUCUCGGACACCCCGCCGCUGCUGCAGCAGAGCUGCUCAUGCUAGGCAAGGCCCACCCUCCUGACCUCCCCUCAUUGUGGCCCCGCACUCUCUCUGCUUCCCCUGUUACACUCUGUCCACCCCAGCCCCGAGCCAGCCGCGUUGCUGCUGUUCUUUGCCUGCCUUGGAGGUGGAAGCAUGCCCGAGGGGUUCUCUGCAGAUGGCCCCACUCACAGACACUCAGCACUAGACUAACAGCCAGGUUGCAAUGUGGGUGCAGAUUUACAGAAGAAGACUCCAUUUUACAAAGGGGAUUCACUACAGGGACUUGGAAAGCAAAUCUCUUUUCUGCCUUUAGAAUAAGAUAUCCUCCAUUUACCAAAACUUGACACACACACACACGCACACACACACACACACACUUGCCAGGGCCUGGCCGACUGUGUAAAGUGAGGCCCACCUGCAGCUAAUCCUAUUAAAGAAAACCUCCCUAUACACGACAUGCUUGUUUCAUAUCGGGCUCCCCUGUGGAGCUUCCUCACACUGCAAGUCAAGCUUCGCUCUGCAAGCCCUAAGUCUGUUACCACGGAUGCCCACAGGGCCUGGGCAGUUGCUGUGGUGACAGGCCAGACCUAAUCUCCAGAGAGCUCUGUAAUGAUGCUGAAGGAGCAAAGGCUGAGUCAGAAACACACUUAAAAGAAAAAGCUUAUUCCCUGAAAAAUGUCAAAGGUUCCUGCUAUAUGAAAGAGCAAGCCAAGAAAGAAAAAAGAGAAACACGGGCAAGAUAAAGAAGCAGGUCAUGAAUUUCUGAUUUUGCUGCUUUCCAGCUGGUUCAAAACUGUGGGAACUCUUUGAAAUUGGUCAUUGGUUCUUAAACUCCCAGAAUCUGAAAAAUUUAGAGUUGGUAAGAUCCCAAAUUUGACCUAACCUGACUAGUUAAUUCCCAUCCCUAUCUCUGACAAGUGGCUGUCAGGCCUCACAACCAGAUCUCUUCCCCUAAAGCACACGUUCCUGGUAGGGACGGGAGCUCAUUGUUCACACUAUCUCCGGGCAGCUCUCAUAAUCAGAAGUUUUAAGCUUAAAUCUAACUCCUAGGAAUUCGUCUUCCUUUUCUCACUCAGUUUGUACUAGCUCUGCUGUCAGAGACCUCACAAAGUCUGAUUCCUCGGUCCCGUGACACCCUGAGGUGACUUGAGAACAGAAGUCAUGACCCCUGGGAUCUGCCCUUUCUCUACAUCAAAUAGUUCUACUUCCUUCUGCCAGUGUCCAUAGGGUCUUCUCCCCAUCCUGCCCUCUCUGCCAACCCAUCUUUCAAUGACUCCUGAGAAGUCCAACUGGGAAAUGUGGUUCAAAGCAGAAUAAAUUUAAGGGGGGGGAGGGAAUGACCCUGAAACAAAUUGAGAAAAGUAAAAGCAGAUGUUUGAGUCCCAACCUCAUAUAUUCUCCCCGGAGUGAAACUUUAGUGUUUACCAAAAAUCGGAUGUGAAACCACUCCUGGAGGUAGCUGCUUAAUUAAAUACCUGAAGAAAAAAAAAAUACGUGAAACCCUCUGACUCUAGAAACAAACUGAAUGGGUUAAUUCGUGAUACUAGCUUGUUUGUAGACACUGCACAUGUUUGGUUUUUAGCUGAAACAAUGACAUGGAACUAAGUGAUGAUUUCUGAAAACUUUUCUCCCAACCCUGGCCUGAACCCGGUUUCCCCCUGCUCUAACAUGCUGUCUCAAAAGUCAGUGGGGGUGAGGGAGGGAGUCUCUUCCAAGUUUUCUCUCCAUUUCAGAUGCAGCUCAUUGUCCUAGGAAAGUGCAUUAACUAGCAACAGGUCCCAGGACUACAGUUAAGGGCCCUCCAGGGUCGGCCCUACGGAGAAGUUGAUUUCUCUGACGCAGUGCAGAGGGCGGAACUUUGGUCUUGGAAUCAGGAGACCUGGAUUCUGCCCUUAAAUCAAGUGUGACGCCAGACCAGAGAUACUCCUCUUCUGAGUCUUGAUUUCCCACCUACAAAAUGAGGGGGAUUAUUUGGAUAAUCUUUAACAUAGCUUCUGGCACUAAUAACUCUGUGACUCUUUUUCACCUUCAUCAUUUCAGUUGAUUUGCAACAUAAACCCAAGGAAUGAAGAUCAUCACCCCAGUGUCAUUGUAGCUAACCCUGAUGUCAUUGUUCCAAGCACUUUACGUGUAUUAACUCAUUUUGCUUCCCAACAUUUUUGUGAGGGAGGAACUAUAGCCAACCUCUUUUAAACAUGAGGAAAUUAAGGUAUAAAGAGAUUCUCUAGCUUGCCUAAAGUCAUCGAAUGAGUAAAUGAUAGAAAAUGGGUUCAAACCCAGGUAGUAGGCUCCAAGGUUUAUGCUCUUCGCCACACUCUGUACUGCAUUUCUUAUAAACUAUGAUCCAAAGAAGUUAAGAGAUUGGUCAAGAUCACACAGCUAGUAAAUGUUAGAUCCAUAUGAGGAUUCGAUUCCAAGGCCAUCAGAUUUCAAGCCUACUGGAGGAAAGAUAUGUCUCUAAUCUGUUAACAAACUUAUUCAUACUAAUCUGAACACUCUGCAAAGCAGAAUCAGUCUCUUAAGCAACCAGAUCCCCUGGGCCUGAGGAAAAGAUGCCUAGUGCUUCUCUAGCCCAAGCACUGGCUUUCCCUGUACCUGCCUCUGUCAGGCAAUUCUUUAUUUUUAGUUUGUAUUGAUUUUACAGAGAGGAAGGAAGAGAGAGAGAGGGAGAGAGAGAGAGAGAGAGAGAGAGAGAGAGAGAGAGAGAGAGAACAUUGAUUUCUUGUUCCACUUAUUUAUGUAUUCAUUGGUUGAUUCUUGUAUGUGCCCUGACCGAGGAUCAAACCCACAACCUUGGCAUAUGAGGACAAUACUCUAACCAAUGAGCUGUCAGGCAAUUCUUACCUGGCUCUCAAGCAGUGCUUUCAGCAGCCUCCCUGCUCCAGCAAUGGGCCAUUUUGGGGAAGUGACUUGUUCAACUUUUCUGACCAUGAAAGAAUGUGGUCCCCUCACAGGGAAGGAGUUUUGGCUUUGCUUUUCACACUGUCAAGUCCCAUACAAGUCAGGGAUAAUUACUAUUUCCCUGGGCAAUAACAUCCGUCUACCUUAGUAGUAGGAUUUCAGACUGAGCUCCUCACGCCCCCUUGGAUAUUUCAGUACAUAUAUCAAAUAAUCCUUUUUCUCUUACUGAGUAGCCAGGCAAAAAUUGAAAAUUUUAUUUAAAAACUGUCAAAUUCUUUACAACUCAGGGGCUGGUUCAAGGAAGCAAGCAUCUUUACAACAGAUGGAAUCAAGAGUUAAAUAUGAUAGUGGCAAACUCUUCUACUGGUGACAGAAAAAUAGACCUGCUUAUUAGAUGGCAGUCCCCCAGCCCUGCUCUGUGACCUCAUUUCCGCUAAGUGGAAGGCAGCAGCUUCCAGCUGAUUGCAGCGCAAUAUUCAUCAAUCACAGUAAUAGCACAGUUAGCCACCAAGGUUCAAGCUACAUAAUAUGUGUUAGUGGCAACUUGUCCUGGUUUUCAUCUUGUUUAAAAAUCCAAAUAAAAAAAGAUUUACAAAACACAUACACCAUUUUGACCUCGAAAGAAACAAAAGUAGGCCAAAAGUACAAUACAGUAUUGUAGCUAUUUAUAGAAUCUGUUUUAAAUGCAUGUGUAUCUGUAAAUACAGAGUGAUUCAUGACAUAUUGUCUCUUCAGUCUGUAACAUUAUUAUAGAUUUGGCAGGAAAAGGAAAUAUAGAUUUGGAAAAGUUAAUAUGCCUAAGUCACCCACUAGGACCAUUGGAACCUACCUCUGUCUGACUCAUGUGCUUUCAGCUUUCUUCUUCAGAUUGCCUCUCAGAUGAAGGUUAUAUGGGAUGGUGGUAAUGACACACUCCCAGGAAGUCUCAGAGUUAAUUAAAUAACCUCAUUUGGGA
Molecule: messenger RNA, 4661 nt
Organism: Myotis daubentonii (Daubenton's bat)
Lineage: Eukaryota; Metazoa; Chordata; Mammalia; Chiroptera; Vespertilionidae
Gene: RAB3B
Product: RAB3B, member RAS oncogene family
Molecular function (GO): GTP binding; GTPase activity
Source: RefSeq, a predicted model, not a curated record